AUGGGGAGCAGGUUGGGAAGAAGAGUGAUACACUUCGCAAACCUUCCGAUCAAGCUUCUAAUGCCUAAGACUUACGAGAACAUCAACGAGAUCGCACUCAAGACCGUCCCUUCCGCCUCCAAAAUCGAAAUCAAGCGCGUCUUGGAGUCGCUCUACGGCUUCGAAGUCGACAAGGUUCGCACGCUUAACAUGGAGGGAAAGAAGAAGAAGCGCGGCGGGAUUCUCUUCGCCAAGCCUGACUACAAGAAGGCCUACGUCACCCUCAAAACCCCGCUCUCUAUAUCUCCCGAUUUGUUCCCGCUGAAGGUUGUCGAGCAGGAGAAGGAGAGGAUGAACAAGCAGCAGAGGUCCGGCGAAGUCGUGGAGGAUGGUGGUGGAAAGAAGCAUUGGCUCGACGGGAGGAGAGAGGAGAGGGAGAGGAAUGUGAGCAGCCGCGGUGGCGGUGGAGGGUACAAGGGACGUCGCGGUGAUGCCGCGGCAGAGAAUCUAAAGUUCCCUUGGAGCAGCAUGAGGACUUCUAGGUAG
Molecule: messenger RNA, 525 nt
Organism: Linum tenue
Lineage: Eukaryota; Viridiplantae; Streptophyta; Magnoliopsida; Malpighiales; Linaceae
Source: the annotation of a GenBank genome assembly